Messenger RNA from Drosophila guanche, 5047 nucleotides. It is a transcript of the gene RhoGAP93B, whose product is annotated as hornerin. Gene Ontology annotation, molecular function: protein binding; GTPase activator activity. The coding region runs from base 564 to 4703 and encodes 1379 amino acids. The transcript has 14 exons. Gene Ontology annotation, cellular component: cytoplasm; cytoskeleton. NCBI's taxonomy places the organism in Eukaryota, Metazoa, Arthropoda, Insecta, Diptera, Drosophilidae. The record is from RefSeq and is a predicted model, not a curated record. Gene Ontology annotation, biological process: signal transduction.
UGCCGCUCAAUGUUUUGGCCGCCGCGAACGAACACGAUAUUGUUGAAUUUUUUGUGCAGCGAAAAGCGGAUUUGUUCGAAUUGAGGCGGUGCAGCGACAUAUUUCAAAAAUAACAAGAAACAUGCAGUUGCACAAACGAAAAGCAAAGCGAAAAUAUGGCCUGUAAAUUAUGUCAUAAAUGUGAAAGUGUUUUCCAGUUGCAUUGCAACAACAGCAACAACAACAACAAACGCAAAUUCGUCCACGGCACGCAUGUGAAAAAGGAGUGCGAGUGGGUAGAAAAAAUCAAUUGAGAAAGAAAAAUUGCAUUUUCGCUGCCGCGGCCAAAACGAAAAUAAGUGAAAAAAUAUAUAGAUAUAGAUAUAUAUAUAUCUAUUAAGUGCGUUCGUGUGUGGUGUGUGUAAGGAAACCAAGUGGAAUAGGCAGAGGCAAGCAGCAGAAAUAGCAAAAGGAGACAGCAGCAGCAGCACCAGCACCAGCGAAGACGACGACAACAACAACACCAAGAGAAACCCGCCGCCCCAUCAGCCGACAGAGCGGCCAGUAAUAAAGAGGAGAAAAAAAUGAGUUCAAGUUGUGAAAGAAUAGAAUGGGUAGAAAUCAUCGAGCCACGCACCAAGGAGCAUAUGUAUGCCAAUCUCACAACUGGCGAAUGCGUUUGGGAUCCACCAGAAGAUGUGCCAAUUAAGCGUACCGACUCAUCGCAGUGGUGGGAACUGUUUGAUACGAAUACGCAGCGUUUCUACUACUAUAAUGCGGCCACGCAGAAGACCGUGUGGCAUCGGCCGAGCAAGUGUGACAUUAUACCGCUGGCCAAGCUCCAGACGCUCAAACAGAACACCGAUCCUAGUGAGCGGCGGGAGCAGACAACGCCCCAGAAGCAUCCACCGCAGCAGCAGCAACAACAGCCAACACCACAGCUACAGCCACAGCCACAGCCACAGCCCCAAGCACAACAGCUACAGCAGAAGCAGCAGCAUCUAUCACAGCAGGCAUCGCCCAUGUCAGGGCCAAAUAAGAAGGGGCGUGGGCAGCGCAUCAGUGGCGGUAAUGGUGCAGUGGCCAGCUCCGAGGAGAAGCUGCCCGGCACUGAAAUGAUCUCUAGUCCGCGUGGACGUCAAAGUUUUCGCGUCGGCACCGGUGACUCAUCCCGCUCGAUGGACCUGCAACAGCAGCAUCAGCAGCAGCAGGCAUAUGCCUCGAGACGUUCACAAGACUCCUGCAAUCACUACAAGGAAUCGGGUAAAUCCAGUGACUCGAGUUUGUCCAGUGCGCAUGGCUAUAGGCGCUUCAAUGAUGCGGGCAAUGGCAUAAGCGGACAUGCCGAUGGCUUGCGUUUGGGCUCACUGCAAAAGCAUCAGCGUAGCGGCGGCAAGGAUAAUGGAGCCUUUGAAAUGUUGCAAGAGAGCGUUAGUUCGCAUAAUUUACCGCAUGGCACCACAACGUCCACAUCCUCAUCGUAUAUUGGUGGCGGCACGGGCACAGGCACGGGUCAAGGCAGUGGCUAUGGCGACAAGUACUUCGAUCAUCAGCUUCUGCCCAAUCAUAUGCAGGGCUAUGGCUCAUCAAAAUCAUCGGACAUUGCCUCGCCCACCCACUCCAUCCACACGCCGCAGUCGCAAAAGAAGAAAAUAUCGCCAGAUGCAGCACCCACAGGCAACCCAUACAAUUACGCACAGCAGCAGCAUCAACAAAGGAACGCACAACGCAGUGGAGGAGCUGGAGGAGUGAUCGGUGGUGGAGUUGCUGGCACGCCAGUGGGUAAAUCUUAUGGCGGAGAUCGAGAGUACAAAGUGUCGUUGGCCCGCUCGGGGAGCUUCAUGUCUUCCUCGAUCAAUCCCGCAGCUGCUGGACAUCAUAGCAAAUCCUAUCGCAAGAGCAGCGCCGAGGCGGCUAAUGGUGGCGCAGCCAGCGAUGAUUCAAUGCACGAAAAGUAUUUCAAAUCGGUGGAGAACACACCACUGUCCAGGCGACGGCACACAACCAAUGCCACAAAGAGUGGCAGUGCAGGCGGUGGCGGUGGUGCAAGUGGCAGCAACACAGCCACAAGUACAGCGGGCAGUGGCAGCAGCAGCCACAAGAAACACUCGAGCGACUCGAGUCCACAAAGUCCGAUUAGUCCGCAGACAAAGAGCUCGCGACAGGCCAAGACGAGUGCCACGAAUCCGUUGCCACAGCUGCAGCACUCGCCCAGGAUACAGGAGCCCAGCCAUGGAAUGGAUAUGCUGAGCCUUGAGCGCAUUACGCUGGGCAUGACGGGACCCAUUUCGCCAGGUGGUGGAGUUGCCUCCGAGAAUAUGGGCCUGCUGACGCACUCUUCGCGUGGCUCCAACGACUCUGCACGGCAGCGCCAAAAGUCCAACAACUCCACAGCGAAUCGCUCGCAAUCGCAUCAUUACCCGGGCCAAGGAUCGUUGCGUCACAGUGCCAGCUCCAGCCUGGACAAACGUGCUGGCUACCAGCACAGCGGUGUGGGCGAGAAGCGACGCUCCAAGCAGCAGCAACAGCAGCAGCAUCACCUGCAGGCGGAAAACAGCGACGCAGAAUACGACAAUGGCAACACUUCGCCGCUGUACAGCAACUGGGAUCAGGAGAUGCCGCAUCUGUUGCCCCUCAAGCACUACAUCAUUGAGCAGGCAAAGUUGUCGGGUCGCUACGACUAUCGUGGUGGCGAUGGCGGUGACUCGGACUCGUAUCACUCGGACAGCCAGUCGGAGCACUCUCUCUCGGGCCACGAGCCGGACAACGAGGACUCGGAUGGCGGCUCGGACACGCACGGUGGCUACUUGGAGCACAACUAUGGCAUGAUCGAGGACUAUGCCAACAUGGGCGACAGUGUCUCCUACUACGCGUAUCAAUAUCCGCCAUAUGAUCCUGCUGGAAGAGAGGACAUUUCCGAUAAUGUGGAGGCUGUGCUGGAGGGUAUUGGUGGCAAUGUGGAACCUUCGGCGCAACCUGCUGUACCCAAGCCAAAGCCUCGCUAUCAGAUCUCAUACUAUGACACCGUUUCGCACAGUCCCGCGGCUGGCGCUGGUGCCUACCUUGCUCAGCAGCUUUACUCGAAUACCCCACCCUAUCAAGGUCAUGGUCAUGGGCAUGGCCAUCACGUCCAGCCACCGGCACCGCCGCAUCAGCAGCUGCAUUUGGAUCCAAGCGAUUCCAAGCAGAAGCAAUCACAAACGCUGCCCUCGCCCAAUCGUCAAAUCUCGCGUCUGGCCGGACAGGGAUCAACUGCAGCAGCGGCAGCAGCAGGAGCAGCAUCAGCCAAAGAUGAGGCCAAUCAUGGCCAUAGCCAUAGUCUUGUUGCCGGUCAACAGCAGGGCACAGGUGUGGCGGCCAGCCUCUCACGUGCUGGUGGCCAUAAGCUGGCACCGCCAUCGCUCAAGCCCACCAUUCAGCAGAUAUUUCCACCCAGCGAUCGGGCACCGGGCGGCAUCAAUAGUGGCAUGGGUGGACAGGGCGCCACAUUGGCCUGCAUGAAGGAAUGUGAUAUCGAGAAGUUUGCCGCUGACAAUCUGAAUCUACACUCGAAGGGCAUCUUUAGGAAGAAGGCAUCGGUGCGGGAUAUGCUCAGUUGGACGGCGGAGGCCAUCAGUCGCCCCAUGUUGACACUCUCACGGGAUAAGGCGGACAAAAAAAAGGCCAUUGAGCUGUUUAAACUUGUGCAAAUCUACAUGGCUGAUCGCAAAGCACGCAUCGGCAUGAAUCUCAAUUCUGUGGCCAUUGACAUUAUCACAGCAUCCUUGCCGCAGCAUCAAUUAAGGGAUGAGCUAUAUGUGCAGUUGUGCCGACAAACAACGGAGAAUCCCAAGCGAGAGUCGCUCAUUCGCGGUUGGGAGCUGAUGGCCAUUUGUUUGUCCUUUGUGCCGCCUUCGCCCACCUUUCAACCCACGCUGCUCAACUAUGUCAAUCGUCAUCGCGAUCCUUCGUUUGCCACCAGCUUCAUGGAGGUGUGCAAGUGGCCCAUUCAUGUGCAGAUCUCGCACUAUGCCACAGUGUGCUGUCGUCGCUUGGAUCGCAUAGGCAGCAGCGGCAGGAAACUGGCCAAAAAGCCCACAGAGGAUGAGGUGGAACAGGCGAGGCAACAAAUUCUGCGGAACAGCAUGUUUGGCAAUACGCUGUCCGAGGUGAUGGAUCUGCAAAAGGAUAAGUUUCCCUUCCGCAAGUUGCCCUGGAUACAGACCACACUAUCAGAGCAUGUUCUGCUGCUUAAUGGCAAGCAAACGGAGGGCAUCUUUCGCGUCUCAGCGGAUGUGGAUGAGGUGAGCUGCAUGAAGAAUCGCCUGGAUCGGUGGGAUGUUCCUGACUAUAAGAACACAAUGGUUGAUGCCCAUGCGCCAGCGAGCCUGCUUAAGCUGUGGUAUCGCGAGCUGUAUGAUCCGCUAAUACCGGAUGCUUUUUAUGAGGAUUGCGUGAAUACCGAGGAUCCCGAUAAAGCCAAAGAAAUAGUUAAUAAGUUGCCCGAAAUAAAUCAGCUGGUUCUAACGUAUCUAAUACACUUCCUGCAACUAUUCUCCAAUUCGGAGGUGGUGAGCAAUACCAAAAUGGACUCCUCGAACCUAGCCAUGGUGUUUGCACCGAACUGCCUGCGCUGCACCUCCGAUGAUCCCAAGGUGAUAUUGGAGAAUGCGCGCAAGGAGAUGUCGUUUAUGCGCACCCUAAUACUGCACAUGGACACCACAAAAGUGGAGAAUCUGGUCUAGACUACCUACCAAAAACCUACCUAUCCGUAUAUGUAUAACGUUAUUAACCUAUCCUAACUUUACUAUAAACCAACAAAUUCUUAACUUAAACGAAAGAAUCUUAACUCUACUUUCUACUUUAACUUGAAACUCAUUUUGCUACUCGGAUUUUUCACUGUCCAAUUGCUAUCAAAACUCGAAUUUUAUUAUUAUUAUUUUGAAUUUGUCUAGGCAGCUUGUUCAGAAAAGACGGCAGCAAAACUCACACACACACACACACACACACACUCGAAAUACUCGAAGAACUUGCAACAAAAUGUGCUUUUUGAAACCAAAAAAAAAGAAAACAAAAAGAAAAAUGAAAA